GAAAACGUCAUGGCAUACUGCCCAGCAGCAGAUAUUGCAAUCAAUAUCGAGACCGAUUUUACUGCCUGUUCAGUCAAAACUAAUACAAUCCGCGCCAAUGAUUAGCGAUAUCGCCUCAUGGCACCGAGGGCGAACAAUUAUUUUUAGAACCAUAUGAACCUGUGAUUAUUUGGACAAUCUGAUCCCCGUUUCCCAGCAAAGCAUUUUCUGGAGUUUCUUCAACAAAGCAUGACCCCGCCGACUGAUUCGCCAGAUACGAAAGAGGCGUUCAAUGUGGUUCCAAUUCAUAAGCAUAAGGAGUUGAUGGACCAGUGCAUAGCGCUUAUUAACUCCGAAUGGCCUCGAUCCUACACAGCCCGUCUUUGGAGCCUGGAGUCAUCGAAAGAAACACUUCCAACCAGCUUUGUGUUGACCGCGAAUGCCAAGGCAGGGGUUGUGGUGCUGGCCCACGCUAAACUGUCGCCAAUUCCAGCGGACCGUGAAGCAGUAUUCGUGGAGAGUGUGGUAGUAGCACGAGAACGCCGUGGUCAAGGUAUAGGUAAACUCCUUAUGCGUGAGGUAGAAAACCAUUGCUUCCAAAAUUUGCGCUUGAAAAAAAUCUAUCUUUCAACCAUCGACCAGGAAGCAUUUUAUACCAAGCUGGGUUAUAAGCUAUGCAGCGCUAUAAGCAUUUUCGGCUCACGACCAGCAGCCAACAAAAGCACAAAAAAAAUCUGGAUGUUCAAAAAUGCGCCAUGUUGAAAUGAGAGUUAUUACGGGUAUUUGAAACGUGUUUUCACCUUCCAAAGUUGGUUCUAGCACGCUACGGUUAUUGCAUAUCCUACAGUUAAGAAUAGCAUUUUUAUUUAUACUAGAACAAUUAUACGGUUUCGAAAUACUGAAAAAUGGGUUACUAACUUCAUUAUAAGGAAAUAAAUCGAGCU
Messenger RNA from Anopheles coustani, 923 nucleotides. RefSeq names its product N-alpha-acetyltransferase 80-like. Lineage: Eukaryota; Metazoa; Arthropoda; Insecta; Diptera; Culicidae. Gene Ontology annotation, molecular function: N-acetyltransferase activity; acetyl-CoA binding. Gene Ontology annotation, biological process: protein acetylation. Gene Ontology annotation, cellular component: cytoplasm. The record is from RefSeq and is a predicted model, not a curated record. The transcript is spliced from 3 exons. Bases 229 to 741 code for a protein of 170 amino acids.